AUGGACCCUUCUGAUUCAGUUGCCGAGAUAUUCGACGUCACUCCCGUGCGACCUCGUCCCGUGCUCGCCCCUCGAGUGCCAGCAAUUACAGCCCUUGCCACUGCAAGACGUGCGCCAAAGAGACGUAAAAAGCUCAAAUGGCGGGCACGUGACGUACAGGCCUCGCUAGAGUACAACUUAAACCUAGACGUGAUGAACCUUCACCAGGAAAUCCAACGUUUGAUGGAGUACCAGCAGAUACUGCAGGCACGGACUAUCAAUCGUCGUGAUGACUUAGAUGGUUACUACGUUAAGGCGAUAAUGGAGUACCACCGUGUGUUCGAAAACGGGUACCACCCGGGGGCUACAAUUGACGGAACGCAAUUCGUCUUGCAAGUCAUGGACGAGAAUAUUACCAUUGGUCGCUUUGCUGGACGUGCAGUAUUAUUCCAUCAGUGGGAACAGUACACGAAAGCACUUUCUGGACUCGAACUUCGUUAUUUGCACUCGCGUGUUGCAUCCGGGGAAGAACAAACGAUUGUGACAUCGUACGCCAGCUGUAGAUGCGUUAUCACCCAGGACACCCUGGACGUGAUGUUCCCGAAUGUGAUGCGUCAACAUCCGAACAUUGCGGCAAAGAUGCUAGGGCGGGUAUUCAAUGGUACAGGCCAGUUUGCCUUCACGUUCGAUACUCAGACGCAUUACGUCGUUUCAUUAGACUUUGAAAUUGACUUUCUCGAGGUGUUUGCGCACCUGCUUCGAAACCCGAGAGAGCUAUGUGCUAUGUUUCAAGGCGCUAGAAUUACGGAGGAGUUUCUGAUUGGCGACGUGACUUCUUACCAGGAACGGAGGCCACACUAUGAAGAAAACGUUGGCCCUACGGUAACAGAAGUCGAAGAAAAGGAGGAGGAGUCUAGAAGUGGUUUGAGUUUAGAAGAAACGUGGCACUGGGGCAACGAAAACAAAGAGCGACGAUAG
Molecule: messenger RNA, 957 nt
Organism: Peronospora farinosa
Lineage: Eukaryota; Oomycota; Peronosporomycetes; Peronosporales; Peronosporaceae
Source: the annotation of a GenBank genome assembly